AUGGCGCCCGACCUCAACUCCGUGCCCGCCUCUCCUCUUACCUCUCCUCCCAUCAACACCACCAACGGCACCGACGCGCAACACCACCAGUCAACCCCCGCGUCACGCCGCACCUCGCAGGUCUCGCCCAUGAUGAGCACACAGCCCUUUCCGCCGCUGAACCCGCACCCGGCCGGCGAGCCAGCUGUCCCCAUGCGGCACCCGCGCCCGCUCACCGCUGCAGAGCUGCACCACGAGCUGGAGCUUGAGCAGGAAGCUGUCGUCAACCGCCUCACCCGCGAGCUCUCGUCCCUCCGCGCCCACUCCGCCUCCGUCGCCUCGACCGCCUCGGGCGUCUCCACCAGCGGUGCCUCGUCCGUAGCUCCAGGCACCGACCCCGCGACUUGGGGCGCCGGCUCCACGCACCCAUCGGGCUCGCGCUCGCGCACCCGCCGCAGCUCCUCCAGCGUUAGUCGUACGAGCGCUGCUCCCCACCGGUACAGCAUGUCGAGCCAACAGGCGGCAGCGGCACCACUGCCACAGCAACAGGGCGAUGGCGGUGCGGCCAGCGCGCGCAGUCCGAGCGCCUCGGCCGCUUUGGGUGUUUCUCCGGCUGCGGGUAGUGGUGCGAGCAGUAGCAUAGCUCGGUAUGAAGAGGUGGCGGCGCAUCGGCUCGAGAUGGAGGAGGCCAAGCGCGAGAACGAGGUGCUGCGGAAGCGGAUCCGUGAGCUGGAGGCCGAGCUGCGCGGGCGCAGAGCCAGUGAUGCGAGAGAGCGCAGCGUUAGCGCUGUUAGUAGUGUGGGUGGCAGUGGAGGCGAGAUGCCUGCUGCUCCUACUACUGCUGCACCAGCUGCGACGGCUGCUGCAAACUAA
Messenger RNA from Aplosporella prunicola CBS 121167, 852 nucleotides. RefSeq lists its product as uncharacterized. The transcript is spliced from 2 exons. The record is from RefSeq and is a predicted model, not a curated record. Lineage: Eukaryota; Fungi; Ascomycota; Dothideomycetes; Botryosphaeriales; Aplosporellaceae. Bases 1 to 852 code for a protein of 283 amino acids.